Messenger RNA from Plasmodium gallinaceum, 4728 nucleotides. RefSeq lists its product as hypothetical. The transcript has 2 exons. Bases 1 to 4728 code for a protein of 1575 amino acids. Lineage: Eukaryota; Apicomplexa; Aconoidasida; Haemosporida; Plasmodiidae. The record is from RefSeq and is a predicted model, not a curated record.
AUGAAUAUACUUUGUGAUGAACCUUAUUUUAUUGAUAAUAGUAAAGAUCUUUUUUGUCCAGAAGAAUGUCCUUUUAUUAGUUUUAACGAUGUAUGGAAAUGUAUUGGUAUUUGUACAAUAAAAGAAAAUUGCUCUUUAUAUAAUCCUUUAUUAAAUUUUGCUGAUGAAGAAUCGAAUAAAUGCUUGCCUUGCUUAGUAUCCGGUUGCAUUCGAUGUAUAAAAAGUGAUAUUAAAGAAAAUUCAAAGUUUUUACUGAAUAUCAGAAAUAAUUUACCGAAUAUAUGUCUAGAAUGUAUGAGUGGAUAUAAAUUGUCAAAUGAUAAAACUAAAUGUAAUUUAAUUUAUGAAGAAAUAAUUAUAAAAUGUUGUAGCUUUUUCCUUCUUUUUUUUUUGUUAUUUGUUUUAUUUUUUAUUGUAUAUUUUUAUAAAAAUCCUCAUAAAAUAAAUUUUUUUUUAUUUAAAUUGGCAUUUCAACAUAGAACGUUGUCAAAAUUCAGAAAUAACAAAAAAUAUGGUAACCCUUUAUAUCCAUUAAAUUUAAAAUUAUCAAAAAUAGAUAUUGCUGGUGUUGGAUUAAUGUUGUACUUUCGAUUUUUAACAUUUUUAAGUUUUCUGUCUGUUACUUUUAUUAUAGUAUGUCUAUUUGAAGUAUAUUUACCAUUUAGCAAACUUAUACAAAUUUAUAGAAACAUUGAAUCUACUACUUCAUUUGAAAAUUGCUCUUAUUUAAAAAAAUAUAUUUCUCUAAAAAUAUCUCGUUUAAUUGACAUUAAAAGUUUAGAUUGGAUGACAUUAGACAUGUUUAACAUUAUUACUCGUUUUAAAGAAAAUACAAUAAUCACUUCUUUUAUUAGAUAUAUGAUAUGCAUGAUUGCUACAUUCUCAUUUUUAUAUAACCAAAAAAAAUUCAGUAAUUAUAAAUUAAACAUUUCUCAACAAAUGAUGAAUUUUGCACUUUUUAUAUCUAAUUUUCCUAGCCAUAUUUCAGAAGAAGAUAUUAAAAUUUUCUUUGAGAAAUUAUUAAAAAAAAAAAUAAUAGGUGUGUCACUAUGUUAUGAUUUUUAUAAAAAAAAAAAAAUUAUUUUUAAAUUAAUCGAAGAGCAAAUAGAAUGGGCAGAUAUUAAAGUCAAACUACACCAAAAUUAUGAGGAAUGGAUAGAAGAAAAUCAAAAGGAUUCUUCUUAUGAUAAAAAUACUCAUAGUCACAUUAAUAAUUUUUUAUUAGAAAACAAAAAAAAAAAAAGAAACUUUAAAAAUAGAAAUUCUUAUGAUGAACGAAUUGGUAAUAAGCACCUAAUAGGGAAACUAAGGAAUUUUAAUCAUGAAAAAAAUAAUAAAGAAAUAAUACACAAAACUAAUCAACUAUUAUAUUUUAAUAAUGAAGAUAUAUAUGAAAGUAAUAAUAGAAACUAUAAAAAUUUUAUUGAGUCAAAUAAUAAAAGAGAUAAGAAAAACCCCUAUAGUGAAGAUAAUAAUUUAAAUAUUACUCAACACAGCCCGUACUAUAAUAAUAACUUUAAGAGUCAUAUAAUAAAUAAAAAUAAGAAGAAUUUUUUUACAAUAGAAAUUCCUCGAUUUAUAAUAUCAAAAAAAAAUAUAUCUAAUUUAGAUAUAUUCUCACAUAAAUGUAGCAAGGUAAGUGUUAAAGAUGAUUUCUUUAAAGCAAUAUCUAGUAAAAUAGUUAAUUCCGAUUCAUUAAAAAAAACAUCAGCACAUGUUAAUAAUAAUAUUAAUUAUAAAGAAGAAAAAACUCCCUUUUUUAAUAACAAAAUAACAAAUAAAUUAAAAGAAAACAAAAAAACAUCAAUUUUUUGCUAUUUAAAAAAAAAGAAAGAAAAUAAUUUAAUAAAAAAAAAAAAAAAGACAAAUUUAAAAAAAAAAUUUGAGCCAUUUUAUAUGUCCAGUGAAGAAAGCCUUUUUUUUAAAAAGGAUUUUUCAAAAGAUAUGAAAACUGUAUGUAACUUAAAAAGUUGUGGUAAAGCUUUUGUUGUAUUUAAUAACAUUGAAGAUUUAAACCUAGCAUAUGACUUAAUAAAUGAAUAUAAAAUUAAAAAAAAAAAUAAGAAAUAUAUAUUAUCAGAUUUAUUUUUACUUUCUUUUUUGAAAAAAAUAUUUUCAAAAAAAAAAGAAAAAAAAAAAAAUACAUUUUCUUAUGAGCUAUUGCCAUAUUUUUAUAAUAAUAAAAGGAUACAUAAUAAUAAUGUCUCUAUGAAUAACGAAAAAGAUAAUAGAAAAAAAAAGAAAAUUGGAAAACAAAAAGAGAAAGAAAAAGAAAAAAUUCAAAAUGUGUUAUCUGAGUUUUUCAAAAAAUUUAAUAUUGAAGGAACAAAUUUUCAAGUUAGAAAAUGUAAUGUAGAACCGAUAGAUAUAAAGUGGCAAAAUAUUGGUAAUCACACUCCUAUAAUAAUAUUAAUGAAAAUAAUUAUUGUAAUAAUAUUUCUUUUUUUUAUAAUUAUAAUGUGGAGUAUUAUAUUUUAUGGACCUUAUGCUAUAUUUGCCUUGCAUCAUGCAAGUAUUAUAGAAAAACCAAAAAAACAUGAAGUAUUAUUUAAUGUAAUUAUUUCAAUUGUUUUAGGUAUAUUUAUUGGAUUUGGUAAUUUGUUAGUUACUUUUUUAACUACAUUAGUUGGUGAAUUCAUGAAAUUUCAAAAAAAACAGUCAACUGAAGCAUUUGUGUUUUGCAUUAAUAGCAUUUUUCAGCAAUUUAAUUUUUUACUUAAUGUUCUUAUUACUCACCUAACUAACGCAGGAGGAGAUAACAAAAUAAGAUCAUUUUAUUCUAGUAAGUUUUUUAAUCAUUUUAAAUUACAAAACAUUGUUUUAGGGGAAGAAUAUUCUUUUUGCCAAUCUUUAAACUAUAAUAUUCUCCCUUUUAUUUCCUUUUUUCCUACUUUUUUUUCUAUUUUUGGUGUGUAUAUUUUUCCAUUCAUUUAUAAGUCAGUAAGAAUAUUAUUUUUUCCCAAAACAACAAUUAAAAAAGCAGAGCAACUAAUUCAAUGCCCUGAAUGUAAUUUGCAUUAUAGAUAUAGUGAAAUAGUUAUUAGUUUUACUACUACUUUAUUAUUAUUUUUUUUCACGCAUAAUAAGUAUAGUACUUCUUUUACAUUUCUACUUCUUUUUUUAUCUUAUCUAUUUAUAAAAUAUAGAGAUACUUACUUAUUUCUUAGAGAAACAAAGGUAACCUAUUAUUAUAGCACUUUUUUAUUUGACACUGUUAUGAUAUUUUGGUCUAUUCCUACUGGAAUACUAUCAAUAUUGCCAUUUUAUUGGUUAUGGAGAUCAUAUAGUAUAAGUAUUUUAAUUCUUCCUCUAAUUUUUUUUUUUCAUACUUUAAUAUAUUUUUUAUUUUAUAAUGUUAUAAAUAUUUCUUUAAAUAAAAAAAAAAAAGUAAAUAAUAUAACUUACAAGAAUCUUGCAGAAAUUAAACCUUACAACUGGUUUAAUACAAAUCCUGUUUAUGUUCUUAAACAAUAUACAAAAAGGCAAAAUGAAAAAUAUUAUCAUGUUGAUGAUACAAAAGAAAAAAAAUUAAUAAAGAUUAAAUUAGAAAGCACUAUUUUUAAAAAUGAAUAUAAAGAAGAAUCAAAAAAGAAAAAAUACUUUUUUCUAGAUUCACUUAAAAGCAUUUUUUUUAAUGAAAACACACAAAAUAAAGAAAAAAUUACAACUAAUAAAAAAGAAAAGCUUUAUGUUAAAAAUAAAAAAUCAUAUAAGCAUCUUAUAAAUAAAAAUGAAAAAAUUUAUGAAGAAAUAGAAAAUAUCUUUGAAAAGAGAAAUAUUUUUAAAAAUUAUUGCGAUACUAUCAGUUAUACUAAAAAUUCAGAAGUGGAAAGUAAUGAAAUAAAAAAUAAUUAUUAUUAUGAAAAUAAUCUUAAGAAUAAUGAUUUUGAUGUUGGCGAGGAUAUAUAUGAAUAUGAAGAUGAAUGUAAUGAAGAAACAGAUGAAAAUGAAGAUGAAUGGAAUGAAGAAACGGAUGAAAAUGAAAAUGAAGACAAAGUAACAAAUGAAUGUGAAGAUGUAGGAUAUAAAGCAGAUAAAUAUAAAGAUGAAGGAGAUAAAGAAACAGAUGAAAAUGAAGAUGAAUGGAAUGAAGAAACGUAUGAAAACGAAAAUGAAGACAAUGUAACAAAUGAAUGUGAAGAUGAACGAAAUAAAGAAGCAGAUGAAUAUAAAGAUGAUUGCAGAAGUAAAAAUGUGGAAAAAGAUAUAAAUGAUAAGAAAGAAAAAGAUGAAUAUGAAAAAUAUAUAUAUCAAAAUUAUAAAAAAAAGAAUAAUAAAAAAAAGAAAGAUUAUAUACCAGAUGAUUUAAAUUUAAAAAUUUCAAUGAAAAAUAUUAAAAAAAAUGCAUUUGAUUCAAAUUUUUCACAGUCUAAAAAUAUAAAAAAAUUAAUGUUUCAUAAAAUUCACACAGAACCUAUCUCUUCAAGAAAAAAAAAAAAAGACCUGCAACAUAAUUUCAGAACAUCAAAAACAAUACAAAGAAAAUAUAAUAAAAAGGAAAAAGAUAUAAAUCUUUCAUUGCAAACUAAAAAAAAAACUGCAGAUCUAAUUUAUUAUGAAACUGGAAAAGAAUAUUUACAAGGUGUCCAGUUUUGCCAUUAUACUAAUGAUUAUAAUGAAUUAUAUGAUUUUCUUUACAGAAUUUAUGAUACAUUAUCUUCAAAUGCUCAUAAAAUUAAAAUAUUUCGUAAUUUAAAAAAAAAAAAAAAUGAAUUUUCUUUAAUAUAA